Messenger RNA from Arachis duranensis, 540 nucleotides. RefSeq lists its product as uncharacterized. Lineage: Eukaryota; Viridiplantae; Streptophyta; Magnoliopsida; Fabales; Fabaceae. Bases 1 to 540 code for a protein of 179 amino acids. The record is from RefSeq and is a predicted model, not a curated record. The transcript has a single exon.
AUGACUACAAUUCUGAAUCCCAUGAUGGCUGAUCAUGAAUCGAAAUUCGAGCGUCUUGCUAGACAAGUCGAAAGGAUUGCUCGAAUUGUCAAUCAUGAUAAAGGUGAAAGGUAUAAUGCCAAGAAAAAUAACGAAGGAGCAAAAAAUGUUUUUCAAAAUGAAAACAAUGUUUUGAAUCGAGAAAAUCCUUAUGUAGUUCCUCGAUGUCAAAAUGCUGAUGACCUUUUAGCCAAAUUGCGUGGCGGUGAACGUUAUCAAGUCACUAGAAUUGUGGAAGAAGUAUUAAAUAGGGUUGGACUGAAUGUUGAUUUUAUGAAUCAAUCACAUUUUGUGUCUGCUUUUUCCCAAGUUGUUCAGAUGGCUGAAGUGCCAAGAGGGGUAAAGAAUCUGAAAAUAGUCACAAAAUUUGCUGGUGAAGUUGGAGAAUCAACUACUGAACAUGUUGCUCGUUAUUUGGUCGAGAUCAGGAACUUAGCUAAUGAUGAAAAUUUGAAAAUAAAGUUUUUUUCUUCUUCAUUGAUGAAGAAUGCAUUUACUUAG